UUAUAGCAAUUAACAAUAAGCGUCCAUGUUGUUGUUUUGAAAAGGAAGACAAAAACAACAACACACGCACAUCUAACAAAACAAAAAGUAACGUUGUUUCGUGUGAAAUAAUUUCUUUGGGGUCUUAACGUAAAAUGAGAAGAGUGACAACAACAACCAAACCAUGACCACAAUUCGACAGUUUACGUGUGAUGAUUUGUUCAAAUUUAACCACGUGAACUUAGAUCCUUUAACGGAGACUUAUGGGUUGCCUUUCUACAUGCAGUAUCUGGCCCAUUGGCCUGAAUACUUCCAAGUGGCAGAGUCGGCAUCAGGCGAAAUCAUGGGCUACAUCAUGGGCAAGGCUGAAGGUCAAGGUGACCAGUGGCAUGGUCAUGUGACUGCAUUGACAGUGGCACCAGAGUACCGGAGACUGGGGCUGGCUGGCAAGCUAAUGAGUAACCUGGAAGAAAUCUCAGAAAAGAAGAUGUGUUACUUUGUGGACCUGUUUGUGCGGGUGUCCAACAAGGUCGCUGUAGAGAUGUACAACAAACUGGGCUACAGUGUCUACCGCCGGGUCCUGCAAUAUUACUCAGGCGAUGUGGACGAGGACGCCUUUGACAUGCGUAAGGCAAUGUCCCGGGACGUAGACAAGACCUCCAUCAUCCCUUUAAAGCAUCCUGUGAGGCCUGAGGAGCUGGAGUAGGCCUGGGCCCUGUACCCCUCUACCUCCCUCCCUGCAAGGUUCCUCUCCCACCAGGCUCGAGCUUUGCCCGAUAGCUGUAUUGACUGGGAGACAUGCCUUAGCUGCUUUGCUGCACUCAUUUUGCCCUUCUUGCUCUCUGUUGUGCUGACUUAUUUCAUGCAAUCAUACCAUUAAAAGUACCAGAAAUAAAUAUGAUUAACUGCAAAUGUACACAUAAUCUGUGUUCAAAGUGACAGGUAAGCUCUAAAAUGCUGUUCUGGUCAUGGGGAACCAUUUAAAAUUGAAUUUUCAAAACAGAUUCAGCAUUUUGAGAUUUUAAGUUUAUAUUGGUAAUGGCGAGUUUUGAUAGAGGCAAUAUAUAUUUUAAAUAAGAACAAGUAAAUUUAAUAGAUUUGUACUAUUAUGCAGUCAUUUGCAGACUUAGAGUUUGGCCUUUUUCACUUAUAUUUUAUAUUUAAGAAUUGUAUUGGUUCACAUAAAUUAUGUAAAUUAUAAACUACUAUUAUGCAGUCAUUUGUAUGUUAGAGUUUUGCUUUUUUCACUUAUAUUUUAUAUUUAAGAAUCGUAUUGGUUCACACAUGAAGUUUAAAUAUGUGUUUGAUAGUAAAAGUUUUAAAAUUAAUUAUUUGUUAAUUCCACGAUUUUAAGACAAGGAAGGGUACAGGGCAUACUUAGUGUGUAUUAAACUGUUGUGUUUAAAUUUAUGUAUGUGUUAAAAAUAAAUCACUCUCUCUAAA
Messenger RNA from Dreissena polymorpha, 1422 nucleotides. Its product is annotated as N-alpha-acetyltransferase 20-like. The transcript is spliced from 6 exons. NCBI's taxonomy places the organism in Eukaryota, Metazoa, Mollusca, Bivalvia, Myida, Dreissenidae. Gene Ontology annotation, biological process: N-terminal peptidyl-methionine acetylation. Gene Ontology annotation, cellular component: NatB complex. Gene Ontology annotation, molecular function: protein-N-terminal amino-acid acetyltransferase activity. Bases 164 to 685 code for a protein of 173 amino acids. The record is from RefSeq and is a predicted model, not a curated record.